AUGUCUUUUGGCAUUGAACCAUUCACCAAAGACCUCAACCUUCCUCUUCUCAGUGGUCAGGAGCCCGAAAUCGUUACAGCAGUGCUGGUACCCCUCCCGAAGGAUACCAAUGCGGCUGUAUUCGGUCAACGCAUUGCGCUGUGGCCUCAACGGUUCAACUCCUACCUUCUCGACUCUAACGAAAUAGUUGUUGAUCCUCAAGCCGUCUGGGAUGCUCCAGCCGAAAGUAGUCAAUUUGCGGUCACCACCAUCGUUCCUUCCGGUUUCGCACCAGACAACAGGUUCCUUUCUGUUGGCCCCUUUUCGGACGAUCGCUACAUAGCUAUUGUUUGCUCGCACAAGAAAGCUGGUGAAAGCCACUAUGCACCAAGCACCCCUACCUUCAGCUCUAAACAUUUUAAUAUCAAGGGUCAUAAGGCUCUGUCGUUCACAAUGGUUAAUGCCGAAGAUGGCGGUGAUACUGACUACCAUGACACUGUUGUCGGGGUGGCCGUAACAUACACAACUAAGGACCGAUUUUUGGCUUGA
This is a messenger RNA of Lentinula edodes (shiitake mushroom), 528 nucleotides long. RefSeq lists its product as uncharacterized. Lineage: Eukaryota; Fungi; Basidiomycota; Agaricomycetes; Agaricales; Omphalotaceae. Bases 1 to 528 code for a protein of 175 amino acids. The record is from RefSeq and is a predicted model, not a curated record. The transcript is spliced from 5 exons.